AUGUCUUGCAUACACCACAAAACCAGCCAAGUGGCUACUGGUUCAGCAAUUGCCUCCAUCACUUGCUUCUUGCGCCAAACAAAAUUGGUCAUUGACUGGCACAAUUUUGGUUACUCGAUCCUCGCUCUAAAACUUGGUCAAAAUCAUAUGUUGGUAAGACUGUCAACCUGGUACGAGAAAGUAUUCUGCAAAUCCGCAUCGGCCCAUCUGUGCGUGACAGAUGCUAUGAAGUCUUUCCUCAAAAAAGAGUUUGAAAUACAAAAGCCUAUUUUGUCCUUGCAUGACCGCCCUGCCAGCCACUUCAGUCCCAUUAUUGACCCCAAUGCCCGAACUGAGUUCCUUGAAACUUUACCGGAAACCAAGGAAGUUCGCGCCUCUUUAAAAACAGGAACCCUGCGUGUCCUUGUCAGCUCUACUUCGUGGACUGUGGAUGAAGAUUUCUCGGUCUUUAUAGACGCCCUUCUACGGUACUCUGAACUGGCCACUACGACACAACCUCAUCUUCCCGAAGUCUUGGUCAUCAUUACAGGAAAAGGUCCGCAGAAAGAAAUGUAUCUGAGGCAAAUUGCGGUACUUGAGAAAUCCGGUAAACUUCAAAAGGUCACCAUUCGAACUGCGUGGCUGAGUGUGCCGGACUAUGCAAAGUUGCUAGCGUCCGCGUCUUUGGGGGUCAGUUUACACACCAGCAGCAGUGGAGUUGAUCUUCCAAUGAAGGUGGUAGAUAUGUUUGGCGCAGGUCUUCCAGUAGUCGGAUGGGAUCGUUUCGAGGCCUGGCCUGAAUUGGUGACCGAGGGUGUCAAUGGGCUUGGCUUUGGCAGCUCUGAGGAGUUGGCGGACCAUUUGGUCGAAUUGUUCGGAAACAACGGCAGAUUGGAAACCCUCCGUCAUGGCGCACAGAAAGAAAGCUCUCGUUGCUGGGACGAUGAAUGGGAUCCCAUUGCGGCCCCUCUUCUUUGCUUAACAUAG
Molecule: messenger RNA, 966 nt
Organism: Penicillium nucicola
Lineage: Eukaryota; Fungi; Ascomycota; Eurotiomycetes; Eurotiales; Aspergillaceae
Product: chitobiosyldiphosphodolichol beta-1,4 mannosyltransferase
Exons: 2
Coding region: 1-966 (321 amino acids)
Cellular component (GO): endoplasmic reticulum
Molecular function (GO): mannosyltransferase activity
Source: RefSeq, a predicted model, not a curated record